This is a messenger RNA of Raphanus sativus (radish), 1938 nucleotides long. Its product is annotated as U-box domain-containing protein 41-like. Lineage: Eukaryota; Viridiplantae; Streptophyta; Magnoliopsida; Brassicales; Brassicaceae. Bases 78 to 1730 code for a protein of 550 amino acids. Gene Ontology annotation, biological process: protein ubiquitination. The transcript has a single exon. Gene Ontology annotation, molecular function: protein binding; ubiquitin-protein transferase activity. The record is from RefSeq and is a predicted model, not a curated record. Gene Ontology annotation, cellular component: cytoplasm; nucleus.
AGAACCGCUUAGUCUUCUUCCUCCUCCUCUCUGUUUUUUUUUUUAAUCUCAAAAAGCCUCUCUUCUCCCCCCCCCCGAUGGGUGGAAACAACAGGCAGAGAUGGUUCUCCUUCCACCAACGCUCCGCUUCCGCCACCGCCACAACCGUCCCGCAGCACAAACACGACGAGACUCCCCCUGAGUUCCUCUGCCCCAUCACCGGUUUCCUCAUGUCGGAUCCCGUCGUCGUCCCCUCCGGCCAAACCUUCGAGCGUCUCUCCGUCCAAAUCUGCCGCAACUUAUCCUUCGUCCCGGAUCUCCUCGACGGUACCCGACCCGACUUCUCCGCCGUCAUCCCCAACCUCGCCAUGAAAUCCACCAUCUUCGGCUGGUGCGACCGCAAAAAAAUCGACCGCCCUCGUCCCCCCGACGCUGCUUACGUGGAAAACGUGGUCCGCGCCCGGAUGGAUAAAGAUCCGGAUCCGAACCCGAAUCCGGACCCGGGUCGUGAAUCUCCGGUUAAUAAGGAUGAGAUUCUUCUCCCUCCUGUCGCUGAGAACUCUCCUUCGGAUUACGAUACCGUGAUGGAACUAAUUCGAGCUCGAUCUAAGAAACCAAUAACGUCUUCCCCGACAACAUCAUCAUCAGUUGAGUCUGUUACGAUCCGACAAAGCCCGUUUUUUCCGACAAGAGCCGUUACGAUGUUUUCUUCCUCCUCAACUACUUCUUCCUCUUCAGAAAUUUACGCUGGAUCUUUCUCUUUCUCCGAUCACUCCUCGUCGUCGUCGCCGGCGAUGUCGCCGGAGGAGGAAGAGAUCUACAACAAGCUCCGAGCCGCCGACAUUUUCGACCACGAGCAAGGCUUGAUUCUACUUAGAAAGAUGACGAGAUCCAGCGAGGAUCUCCGCGUCUCGCUCUGCACCGACAGGAUCCUCUCUUUCCUCCGGCAGCUCCUCGUCUCGCGCUACAACCUCGUCCAGACCAACGCCGCGGCGUCUCUGGUCAACCUCUCGCUGGAGAAGCGGAACAAGGUGAGGAUCGUGAGGUCGGGGUUCGUGCCUCUGCUGAUCGACGUGUUGAAAUCGGGAACCGCGGAGGCGCAGGAGCAUGUUGCUGGAGCUUUGUUUAGUUUAGCGCUGGAGGAUGAGAACAAGAUGGUGAUCGGGGUGCUAGGAGCGGUGGAGCCGCUUCUCCACGCGCUUCGGUCUUCGGAGAGUGAGAGAGCGAAGGGAGACGCGGCGCUUGCGCUUUAUCAUUUGUCGUUGAUUCCGAGUAAUAGGACGAGGCUGGUUAGAGCGGGGGCGGUGGCGACUCUGCUGUCGAUGGUUAGGUCAGGGGAGUCUAUUAGCCGGAUUUUAUUGGUUCUGUGCAACAUCGCGGCUUGUCCUGACGGGAAAAGCGCGAUGUUGGAAGGAAACGCGGUGGGGAUUCUUGUGGGGAAGCUUAGGGAAGGAGGAGGGGGAGAGGAUGAGGCGGCGCGUGAGAAUUGCGUGGGGGUUUUGUUGACGCUUUGUCAGGGGAAUUUGAGGUUUAGGGGGUUGGCGAGUGAGGCGGGGGCUGAGGAGGUGUUGAAGGAGGUGGAGGAGAGUGGGAAUGCGCGUGUGAAGGAGAAGGCGGGGAAGAUUCUGCAGGCGAUGAGAGGAGGAGGAGAAAGUGAGUAUGGGGAGAACGCGGAGGCGCGUGAGUGGAACCGUAUGAUUGAAGCUACUGGUCUGAGUCGGACUCAGUUUGCUUGUACUUCUCAGUUCUAGGUGUUUUUUUUCUUCUUUUUGAUUUUCUUUUUACCAUUUUUGGUAAAAUGUUGUUAUAUUUUCUUUUGUUUUGUUUGAUAAAAUGGGUGUAUAUUAUUAUUAAUCCGAGUGAAUUGUAAUAUGUGAUUAUUGUGUUUGCAAUAUCAAAUGACAAAAAUGAAAUGUCCAUUUGUUUGUAAAGAGACGUCUAAUGAUAUUUUUUUUCCUU